This is a messenger RNA of Tupaia belangeri chinensis (Chinese tree shrew), 933 nucleotides long. Its product is annotated as olfactory receptor 2D3. The transcript has a single exon. Gene Ontology annotation, cellular component: membrane. The record is from RefSeq and is a predicted model, not a curated record. Bases 1 to 933 code for a protein of 310 amino acids. Gene Ontology annotation, molecular function: G protein-coupled receptor activity; olfactory receptor activity. Gene Ontology annotation, biological process: G protein-coupled receptor signaling pathway. Lineage: Eukaryota; Metazoa; Chordata; Mammalia; Scandentia; Tupaiidae.
AUGGGAGAGGAGAACCAAACCUACGUGACUGAAUUUGUCUUCCUGGGUCUUUCACAGGAUCCACAGACUCAAGUCUUGCUCUUCUUCCUCUUUCUGAUCAUCUACCUGCUGACGGUGCUGGGAAACCUGCUGAUUGUUGUGCUCAUUCACAUUGACUCCAGACUGCACACACCCAUGUACUUUUUUCUUAGAAAUUUGUCCUUUGCUGAUCUCUGUUUUUCCACUACUACAGUCCCUCAGGUUCUAGCCCACUUCUUAGUGAAGAAGAAAACCAUUUCCUUUGCUGGUUGUUCAACACAGAUAUUUGUUUUUCUUUUGCUAGGGGGUACAGAGUGUGCUCUGUUGGCAGUGAUGUCCUAUGACCGCUACGUGGCUGUGUGCAAGCCCCUGCACUACUCCAGCAUCAUGACACACUGGGUAUGUGUCCAGCUGGCUAUAGGGUCUUGGACCAGUGGAGCAUUUGUGUCACUGGUGGACACUACAUUCACAUUGUGUCUGCCUUAUCGUGGAAAGAACAUCAUCAAUCAUUUUUUUUGUGAACCUCCUACCCUCCUGAAGCUGGCUUCAACAGACCCUUACAACACAGAAAUGGCCAUCUUUGCAAUGGGCAUAGUCAUCCUCCUGGCUCCUGUCUCCCUUGUCCUUGUCUCCUACUGGAAUAUCAUCUCCACUGUGAUCCGGAUGCAGUCUGGGGAGGGGAGGCUCAAGGUCUUCUCGACCUGUGGUUCCCACCUUACUGUCGUUGUUCUCUUCUAUGGCUCAGCAAUAUUUGCUUACAUGAGGCCAAACUCCAAGAAAAUGAGUGAAAGGGAUAAAAUGAUCUCUGUGUUCUACUCAGCAAUAACACCAAUGUUGAACCCCAUCAUUUAUAGUCUGCGGAACAAGGAUGUUAAAGGUGCUCUCAGGAGAGUAAGUGCAAAAUUAUCUUUUUAG